Molecule: messenger RNA, 15746 nt
Organism: Closterium sp. Yama58-4
Lineage: Eukaryota; Viridiplantae; Streptophyta; Zygnematophyceae; Desmidiales; Closteriaceae
Source: the annotation of a GenBank genome assembly
CAGCACAGCAACACGACAUGCCUCUCGCUCCCCACGCUUCAAGCAGCACAGCAACACGACAUGCCUCUCGCUCCCCACGCUUCAAGCAGCACAGCAACACGACAUGCCUCUCGCUCCCCACGCUUCAAGCAGCACAGCAACACGACAUGCCUCUCGCUCCCCACGCUUCAAGCAGCACAGCAACACGACAUGCCUCUCGCUCCCCACGCUUCAAGCAGCACAGCAACACGACAUGCCUCUCGCUCCCCACGCUUCAAGCAGCACAGCAACACGACAUGCCUCUCGCUCCCCACGCUUCAAGCAGCACAGCAACACGACAUGCCUCUCGCUCCCCACGCUUCAAGCAGCACAGCAACACGACAUGCCUCUCGCUCCCCACGCUUCAAGCAGCACAGCAACACGACAUGCCUCUCGCUCCCCACGCUUCAAGCAGCACAGCAACACGACAUGCCUCUCGCUCCCCACGCUUCAAGCAGCACAGCAACACGACAUGCCUCUCGCUCCCCACGCUUCAAGCAGCACAGCAACACGACAUGCCUCUCGCUCCCCACGCUUCAAGCAGCACAGCAACACGACAUGCCUCUCGCUCCCCACGCUUCAAGCAGCACAGCAACACGACAUGCCUCUCGCUCCCCACGCUUCAAGCAGCACAGCAACACGACAUGCCUCUCGCUCCCCACGCUUCAAGCAGCACAGCAACACGACAUGCCUCUCGCUCCCCACGCUUCAAGCAGCACAGCAACACGACAUGCCUCUCGCUCCCCACGCUUCAAGCAGCACAGCAACACGACAUGCCUCUCGCUCCCCACGCUUCAAGCAGCACAGCAACACGACAUGCCUCUCGCUCCCCACGCUUCAAGCAGCACAGCAACACGACAUGCCUCUCGCUCCCCACGCUUCAAGCAGCACAGCAACACGACAUGCCUCUCGCUCCCCACGCUUCAAGCAGCACAGCAACACGACAUGCCUCUCGCUCCCCACGCUUCAAGCAGCACAGCAACACGACAUGCCUCUCGCUCCCCACGCUUCAAGCAGCACAGCAACACGACAUGCCUCUCGCUCCCCACGCUUCAAGCAGCACAGCAACACGACAUGCCUCUCGCUCCCCACGCUUCAAGCAGCACAGCAACACGACAUGCCUCUCGCUCCCCACGCUUCAAGCAGCACAGCAACACGACAUGCCUCUCGCUCCCCACGCUUCAAGCAGCACAGCAACACGACAUGCCUCUCGCUCCCCACGCUUCAAGCAGCACAGCAACACGACAUGCCUCUCGCUCCCCACGCUUCAAGCAGCACAGCAACACGACAUGCCUCUCGCUCCCCACGCUUCAAGCAGCACAGCAACACGACAUGCCUCUCGCUCCCCACGCUUCAAGCAGCACAGCAACACGACAUGCCUCUCGCUCCCCACGCUUCAAGCAGCACAGCAACACGACAUGCCUCUCGCUCCCCACGCUUCAAGCAGCACAGCAACACGACAUGCCUCUCGCUCCCCACGCUUCAAGCAGCACAGCAACACGACAUGCCUCUCGCUCCCCACGCUUCAAGCAGCACAGCAACACGACAUGCCUCUCGCUCCCCACGCUUCAAGCAGCACAGCAACACGACAUGCCUCUCGCUCCCCACGCUUCAAGCAGCACAGCAACACGACAUGCCUCUCGCUCCCCACGCUUCAAGCAGCACAGCAACACGACAUGCCUCUCGCUCCCCACGCUUCAAGCAGCACAGCAACACGACAUGCCUCUCGCUCCCCACGCUUCAAGCAGCACAGCAACACGACAUGCCUCUCGCUCCCCACGCUUCAAGCAGCACAGCAACACGACAUGCCUCUCGCUCCCCACGCUUCAAGCAGCACAGCAACACGACAUGCCUCUCGCUCCCCACGCUUCAAGCAGCACAGCAACACGACAUGCCUCUCGCUCCCCACGCUUCAAGCAGCACAGCAACACGACAUGCCUCUCGCUCCCCACGCUUCAAGCAGCACAGCAACACGACAUGCCUCUCGCUCCCCACGCUUCAAGCAGCACAGCAACACGACAUGCCUCUCGCUCCCCACGCUUCAAGCAGCACAGCAACACGACAUGCCUCUCGCUCCCCACGCUUCAAGCAGCACAGCAACACGACAUGCCUCUCGCUCCCCACGCUUCAAGCAGCACAGCAACACGACAUGCCUCUCGCUCCCCACGCUUCAAGCAGCACAGCAACACGACAUGCCUCUCGCUCCCCACGCUUCAAGCAGCACAGCAACACGACAUGCCUCUCGCUCCCCACGCUUCAAGCAGCACAGCAACACGACAUGCCUCUCGCUCCCCACGCUUCAAGCAGCACAGCAACACGACAUGCCUCUCGCUCCCCACGCUUCAAGCAGCACAGCAACACGACAUGCCUCUCGCUCCCCACGCUUCAAGCAGCACAGCAACACGACAUGCCUCUCGCUCCCCACGCUUCAAGCAGCACAGCAACACGACAUGCCUCUCGCUCCCCACGCUUCAAGCAGCACAGCAACACGACAUGCCUCUCGCUCCCCACGCUUCAAGCAGCACAGCAACACGACAUGCCUCUCGCUCCCCACGCUUCAAGCAGCACAGCAACACGACAUGCCUCUCGCUCCCCACGCUUCAAGCAGCACAGCAACACGACAUGCCUCUCGCUCCCCACGCUUCAAGCAGCACAGCAACACGACAUGCCUCUCGCUCCCCACGCUUCAAGCAGCACAGCAACACGACAUGCCUCUCGCUCCCCACGCUUCAAGCAGCACAGCAACACGACAUGCCUCUCGCUCCCCACGCUUCAAGCAGCACAGCAACACGACAUGCCUCUCGCUCCCCACGCUUCAAGCAGCACAGCAACACGACAUGCCUCUCGCUCCCCACGCUUCAAGCAGCACAGCAACACGACAUGCCUCUCGCUCCCCACGCUUCAAGCAGCACAGCAACACGACAUGCCUCUCGCUCCCCACGCUUCAAGCAGCACAGCAACACGACAUGCCUCUCGCUCCCCACGCUUCAAGCAGCACAGCAACACGACAUGCCUCUCGCUCCCCACGCUUCAAGCAGCACAGCAACACGACAUGCCUCUCGCUCCCCACGCUUCAAGCAGCACAGCAACACGACAUGCCUCUCGCUCCCCACGCUUCAAGCAGCACAGCAACACGACAUGCCUCUCGCUCCCCACGCUUCAAGCAGCACAGCAACACGACAUGCCUCUCGCUCCCCACGCUUCAAGCAGCACAGCAACACGACAUGCCUCUCGCUCCCCACGCUUCAAGCAGCACAGCAACACGACAUGCCUCUCGCUCCCCACGCUUCAAGCAGCACAGCAACACGACAUGCCUCUCGCUCCCCACGCUUCAAGCAGCACAGCAACACGACAUGCCUCUCGCUCCCCACGCUUCAAGCAGCACAGCAACACGACAUGCCUCUCGCUCCCCACGCUUCAAGCAGCACAGCAACACGACAUGCCUCUCGCUCCCCACGCUUCAAGCAGCACAGCAACACGACAUGCCUCUCGCUCCCCACGCUUCAAGCAGCACAGCAACACGACAUGCCUCUCGCUCCCCACGCUUCAAGCAGCACAGCAACACGACAUGCCUCUCGCUCCCCACGCUUCAAGCAGCACAGCAACACGACAUGCCUCUCGCUCCCCACGCUUCAAGCAGCACAGCAACACGACAUGCCUCUCGCUCCCCACGCUUCAAGCAGCACAGCAACACGACAUGCCUCUCGCUCCCCACGCUUCAAGCAGCACAGCAACACGACAUGCCUCUCGCUCCCCACGCUUCAAGCAGCACAGCAACACGACAUGCCUCUCGCUCCCCACGCUUCAAGCAGCACAGCAACACGACAUGCCUCUCGCUCCCCACGCUUCAAGCAGCACAGCAACACGACAUGCCUCUCGCUCCCCACGCUUCAAGCAGCACAGCAACACGACAUGCCUCUCGCUCCCCACGCUUCAAGCAGCACAGCAACACGACAUGCCUCUCGCUCCCCACGCUUCAAGCAGCACAGCAACACGACAUGCCUCUCGCUCCCCACGCUUCAAGCAGCACAGCAACACGACAUGCCUCUCGCUCCCCACGCUUCAAGCAGCACAGCAACACGACAUGCCUCUCGCUCCCCACGCUUCAAGCAGCACAGCAACACGACAUGCCUCUCGCUCCCCACGCUUCAAGCAGCACAGCAACACGACAUGCCUCUCGCUCCCCACGCUUCAAGCAGCACAGCAACACGACAUGCCUCUCGCUCCCCACGCUUCAAGCAGCACAGCAACACGACAUGCCUCUCGCUCCCCACGCUUCAAGCAGCACAGCAACACGACAUGCCUCUCGCUCCCCACGCUUCAAGCAGCACAGCAACACGACAUGCCUCUCGCUCCCCACGCUUCAAGCAGCACAGCAACACGACAUGCCUCUCGCUCCCCACGCUUCAAGCAGCACAGCAACACGACAUGCCUCUCGCUCCCCACGCUUCAAGCAGCACAGCAACACGACAUGCCUCUCGCUCCCCACGCUUCAAGCAGCACAGCAACACGACAUGCCUCUCGCUCCCCACGCUUCAAGCAGCACAGCAACACGACAUGCCUCUCGCUCCCCACGCUUCAAGCAGCACAGCAACACGACAUGCCUCUCGCUCCCCACGCUUCAAGCAGCACAGCAACACGACAUGCCUCUCGCUCCCCACGCUUCAAGCAGCACAGCAACACGACAUGCCUCUCGCUCCCCACGCUUCAAGCAGCACAGCAACACGACAUGCCUCUCGCUCCCCACGCUUCAAGCAGCACAGCAACACGACAUGCCUCUCGCUCCCCACGCUUCAAGCAGCACAGCAACACGACAUGCCUCUCGCUCCCCACGCUUCAAGCAGCACAGCAACACGACAUGCCUCUCGCUCCCCACGCUUCAAGCAGCACAGCAACACGACAUGCCUCUCGCUCCCCACGCUUCAAGCAGCACAGCAACACGACAUGCCUCUCGCUCCCCACGCUUCAAGCAGCACAGCAACACGACAUGCCUCUCGCUCCCCACGCUUCAAGCAGCACAGCAACACGACAUGCCUCUCGCUCCCCACGCUUCAAGCAGCACAGCAACACGACAUGCCUCUCGCUCCCCACGCUUCAAGCAGCACAGCAACACGACAUGCCUCUCGCUCCCCACGCUUCAAGCAGCACAGCAACACGACAUGCCUCUCGCUCCCCACGCUUCAAGCAGCACAGCAACACGACAUGCCUCUCGCUCCCCACGCUUCAAGCAGCACAGCAACACGACAUGCCUCUCGCUCCCCACGCUUCAAGCAGCACAGCAACACGACAUGCCUCUCGCUCCCCACGCUUCAAGCAGCACAGCAACACGACAUGCCUCUCGCUCCCCACGCUUCAAGCAGCACAGCAACACGACAUGCCUCUCGCUCCCCACGCUUCAAGCAGCACAGCAACACGACAUGCCUCUCGCUCCCCACGCUUCAAGCAGCACAGCAACACGACAUGCCUCUCGCUCCCCACGCUUCAAGCAGCACAGCAACACGACAUGCCUCUCGCUCCCCACGCUUCAAGCAGCACAGCAACACGACAUGCCUCUCGCUCCCCACGCUUCAAGCAGCACAGCAACACGACAUGCCUCUCGCUCCCCACGCUUCAAGCAGCACAGCAACACGACAUGCCUCUCGCUCCCCACGCUUCAAGCAGCACAGCAACACGACAUGCCUCUCGCUCCCCACGCUUCAAGCAGCACAGCAACACGACAUGCCUCUCGCUCCCCACGCUUCAAGCAGCACAGCAACACGACAUGCCUCUCGCUCCCCACGCUUCAAGCAGCACAGCAACACGACAUGCCUCUCGCUCCCCACGCUUCAAGCAGCACAGCAACACGACAUGCCUCUCGCUCCCCACGCUUCAAGCAGCACAGCAACACGACAUGCCUCUCGCUCCCCACGCUUCAAGCAGCACAGCAACACGACAUGCCUCUCGCUCCCCACGCUUCAAGCAGCACAGCAACACGACAUGCCUCUCGCUCCCCACGCUUCAAGCAGCACAGCAACACGACAUGCCUCUCGCUCCCCACGCUUCAAGCAGCACAGCAACACGACAUGCCUCUCGCUCCCCACGCUUCAAGCAGCACAGCAACACGACAUGCCUCUCGCUCCCCACGCUUCAAGCAGCACAGCAACACGACAUGCCUCUCGCUCCCCACGCUUCAAGCAGCACAGCAACACGACAUGCCUCUCGCUCCCCACGCUUCAAGCAGCACAGCAACACGACAUGCCUCUCGCUCCCCACGCUUCAAGCAGCACAGCAACACGACAUGCCUCUCGCUCCCCACGCUUCAAGCAGCACAGCAACACGACAUGCCUCUCGCUCCCCACGCUUCAAGCAGCACAGCAACACGACAUGCCUCUCGCUCCCCACGCUUCAAGCAGCACAGCAACACGACAUGCCUCUCGCUCCCCACGCUUCAAGCAGCACAGCAACACGACAUGCCUCUCGCUCCCCACGCUUCAAGCAGCACAGCAACACGACAUGCCUCUCGCUCCCCACGCUUCAAGCAGCACAGCAACACGACAUGCCUCUCGCUCCCCACGCUUCAAGCAGCACAGCAACACGACAUGCCUCUCGCUCCCCACGCUUCAAGCAGCACAGCAACACGACAUGCCUCUCGCUCCCCACGCUUCAAGCAGCACAGCAACACGACAUGCCUCUCGCUCCCCACGCUUCAAGCAGCACAGCAACACGACAUGCCUCUCGCUCCCCACGCUUCAAGCAGCACAGCAACACGACAUGCCUCUCGCUCCCCACGCUUCAAGCAGCACAGCAACACGACAUGCCUCUCGCUCCCCACGCUUCAAGCAGCACAGCAACACGACAUGCCUCUCGCUCCCCACGCUUCAAGCAGCACAGCAACACGACAUGCCUCUCGCUCCCCACGCUUCAAGCAGCACAGCAACACGACAUGCCUCUCGCUCCCCACGCUUCAAGCAGCACAGCAACACGACAUGCCUCUCGCUCCCCACGCUUCAAGCAGCACAGCAACACGACAUGCCUCUCGCUCCCCACGCUUCAAGCAGCACAGCAACACGACAUGCCUCUCGCUCCCCACGCUUCAAGCAGCACAGCAACACGACAUGCCUCUCGCUCCCCACGCUUCAAGCAGCACAGCAACACGACAUGCCUCUCGCUCCCCACGCUUCAAGCAGCACAGCAACACGACAUGCCUCUCGCUCCCCACGCUUCAAGCAGCACAGCAACACGACAUGCCUCUCGCUCCCCACGCUUCAAGCAGCACAGCAACACGACAUGCCUCUCGCUCCCCACGCUUCAAGCAGCACAGCAACACGACAUGCCUCUCGCUCCCCACGCUUCAAGCAGCACAGCAACACGACAUGCCUCUCGCUCCCCACGCUUCAAGCAGCACAGCAACACGACAUGCCUCUCGCUCCCCACGCUUCAAGCAGCACAGCAACACGACAUGCCUCUCGCUCCCCACGCUUCAAGCAGCACAGCAACACGACAUGCCUCUCGCUCCCCACGCUUCAAGCAGCACAGCAACACGACAUGCCUCUCGCUCCCCACGCUUCAAGCAGCACAGCAACACGACAUGCCUCUCGCUCCCCACGCUUCAAGCAGCACAGCAACACGACAUGCCUCUCGCUCCCCACGCUUCAAGCAGCACAGCAACACGACAUGCCUCUCGCUCCCCACGCUUCAAGCAGCACAGCAACACGACAUGCCUCUCGCUCCCCACGCUUCAAGCAGCACAGCAACACGACAUGCCUCUCGCUCCCCACGCUUCAAGCAGCACAGCAACACGACAUGCCUCUCGCUCCCCACGCUUCAAGCAGCACAGCAACACGACAUGCCUCUCGCUCCCCACGCUUCAAGCAGCACAGCAACACGACAUGCCUCUCGCUCCCCACGCUUCAAGCAGCACAGCAACACGACAUGCCUCUCGCUCCCCACGCUUCAAGCAGCACAGCAACACGACAUGCCUCUCGCUCCCCACGCUUCAAGCAGCACAGCAACACGACAUGCCUCUCGCUCCCCACGCUUCAAGCAGCACAGCAACACGACAUGCCUCUCGCUCCCCACGCUUCAAGCAGCACAGCAACACGACAUGCCUCUCGCUCCCCACGCUUCAAGCAGCACAGCAACACGACAUGCCUCUCGCUCCCCACGCUUCAAGCAGCACAGCAACACGACAUGCCUCUCGCUCCCCACGCUUCAAGCAGCACAGCAACACGACAUGCCUCUCGCUCCCCACGCUUCAAGCAGCACAGCAACACGACAUGCCUCUCGCUCCCCACGCUUCAAGCAGCACAGCAACACGACAUGCCUCUCGCUCCCCACGCUUCAAGCAGCACAGCAACACGACAUGCCUCUCGCUCCCCACGCUUCAAGCAGCACAGCAACACGACAUGCCUCUCGCUCCCCACGCUUCAAGCAGCACAGCAACACGACAUGCCUCUCGCUCCCCACGCUUCAAGCAGCACAGCAACACGACAUGCCUCUCGCUCCCCACGCUUCAAGCAGCACAGCAACACGACAUGCCUCUCGCUCCCCACGCUUCAAGCAGCACAGCAACACGACAUGCCUCUCGCUCCCCACGCUUCAAGCAGCACAGCAACACGACAUGCCUCUCGCUCCCCACGCUUCAAGCAGCACAGCAACACGACAUGCCUCUCGCUCCCCACGCUUCAAGCAGCACAGCAACACGACAUGCCUCUCGCUCCCCACGCUUCAAGCAGCACAGCAACACGACAUGCCUCUCGCUCCCCACGCUUCAAGCAGCACAGCAACACGACAUGCCUCUCGCUCCCCACGCUUCAAGCAGCACAGCAACACGACAUGCCUCUCGCUCCCCACGCUUCAAGCAGCACAGCAACACGACAUGCCUCUCGCUCCCCACGCUUCAAGCAGCACAGCAACACGACAUGCCUCUCGCUCCCCACGCUUCAAGCAGCACAGCAACACGACAUGCCUCUCGCUCCCCACGCUUCAAGCAGCACAGCAACACGACAUGCCUCUCGCUCCCCACGCUUCAAGCAGCACAGCAACACGACAUGCCUCUCGCUCCCCACGCUUCAAGCAGCACAGCAACACGACAUGCCUCUCGCUCCCCACGCUUCAAGCAGCACAGCAACACGACAUGCCUCUCGCUCCCCACGCUUCAAGCAGCACAGCAACACGACAUGCCUCUCGCUCCCCACGCUUCAAGCAGCACAGCAACACGACAUGCCUCUCGCUCCCCACGCUUCAAGCAGCACAGCAACACGACAUGCCUCUCGCUCCCCACGCUUCAAGCAGCACAGCAACACGACAUGCCUCUCGCUCCCCACGCUUCAAGCAGCACAGCAACACGACAUGCCUCUCGCUCCCCACGCUUCAAGCAGCACAGCAACACGACAUGCCUCUCGCUCCCCACGCUUCAAGCAGCACAGCAACACGACAUGCCUCUCGCUCCCCACGCUUCAAGCAGCACAGCAACACGACAUGCCUCUCGCUCCCCACGCUUCAAGCAGCACAGCAACACGACAUGCCUCUCGCUCCCCACGCUUCAAGCAGCACAGCAACACGACAUGCCUCUCGCUCCCCACGCUUCAAGCAGCACAGCAACACGACAUGCCUCUCGCUCCCCACGCUUCAAGCAGCACAGCAACACGACAUGCCUCUCGCUCCCCACGCUUCAAGCAGCACAGCAACACGACAUGCCUCUCGCUCCCCACGCUUCAAGCAGCACAGCAACACGACAUGCCUCUCGCUCCCCACGCUUCAAGCAGCACAGCAACACGACAUGCCUCUCGCUCCCCACGCUUCAAGCAGCACAGCAACACGACAUGCCUCUCGCUCCCCACGCUUCAAGCAGCACAGCAACACGACAUGCCUCUCGCUCCCCACGCUUCAAGCAGCACAGCAACACGACAUGCCUCUCGCUCCCCACGCUUCAAGCAGCACAGCAACACGACAUGCCUCUCGCUCCCCACGCUUCAAGCAGCACAGCAACACGACAUGCCUCUCGCUCCCCACGCUUCAAGCAGCACAGCAACACGACAUGCCUCUCGCUCCCCACGCUUCAAGCAGCACAGCAACACGACAUGCCUCUCGCUCCCCACGCUUCAAGCAGCACAGCAACACGACAUGCCUCUCGCUCCCCACGCUUCAAGCAGCACAGCAACACGACAUGCCUCUCGCUCCCCACGCUUCAAGCAGCACAGCAACACGACAUGCCUCUCGCUCCCCACGCUUCAAGCAGCACAGCAACACGACAUGCCUCUCGCUCCCCACGCUUCAAGCAGCACAGCAACACGACAUGCCUCUCGCUCCCCACGCUUCAAGCAGCACAGCAACACGACAUGCCUCUCGCUCCCCACGCUUCAAGCAGCACAGCAACACGACAUGCCUCUCGCUCCCCACGCUUCAAGCAGCACAGCAACACGACAUGCCUCUCGCUCCCCACGCUUCAAGCAGCACAGCAACACGACAUGCCUCUCGCUCCCCACGCUUCAAGCAGCACAGCAACACGACAUGCCUCUCGCUCCCCACGCUUCAAGCAGCACAGCAACACGACAUGCCUCUCGCUCCCCACGCUUCAAGCAGCACAGCAACACGACAUGCCUCUCGCUCCCCACGCUUCAAGCAGCACAGCAACACGACAUGCCUCUCGCUCCCCACGCUUCAAGCAGCACAGCAACACGACAUGCCUCUCGCUCCCCACGCUUCAAGCAGCACAGCAACACGACAUGCCUCUCGCUCCCCACGCUUCAAGCAGCACAGCAACACGACAUGCCUCUCGCUCCCCACGCUUCAAGCAGCACAGCAACACGACAUGCCUCUCGCUCCCCACGCUUCAAGCAGCACAGCAACACGACAUGCCUCUCGCUCCCCACGCUUCAAGCAGCACAGCAACACGACAUGCCUCUCGCUCCCCACGCUUCAAGCAGCACAGCAACACGACAUGCCUCUCGCUCCCCACGCUUCAAGCAGCACAGCAACACGACAUGCCUCUCGCUCCCCACGCUUCAAGCAGCACAGCAACACGACAUGCCUCUCGCUCCCCACGCUUCAAGCAGCACAGCAACACGACAUGCCUCUCGCUCCCCACGCUUCAAGCAGCACAGCAACACGACAUGCCUCUCGCUCCCCACGCUUCAAGCAGCACAGCAACACGACAUGCCUCUCGCUCCCCACGCUUCAAGCAGCACAGCAACACGACAUGCCUCUCGCUCCCCACGCUUCAAGCAGCACAGCAACACGACAUGCCUCUCGCUCCCCACGCUUCAAGCAGCACAGCAACACGACAUGCCUCUCGCUCCCCACGCUUCAAGCAGCACAGCAACACGACAUGCCUCUCGCUCCCCACGCUUCAAGCAGCACAGCAACACGACAUGCCUCUCGCUCCCCACGCUUCAAGCAGCACAGCAACACGACAUGCCUCUCGCUCCCCACGCUUCAAGCAGCACAGCAACACGACAUGCCUCUCGCUCCCCACGCUUCAAGCAGCACAGCAACACGACAUGCCUCUCGCUCCCCACGCUUCAAGCAGCACAGCAACACGACAUGCCUCUCGCUCCCCACGCUUCAAGCAGCACAGCAACACGACAUGCCUCUCGCUCCCCACGCUUCAAGCAGCACAGCAACACGACAUGCCUCUCGCUCCCCACGCUUCAAGCAGCACAGCAACACGACAUGCCUCUCGCUCCCCACGCUUCAAGCAGCACAGCAACACGACAUGCCUCUCGCUCCCCACGCUUCAAGCAGCACAGCAACACGACAUGCCUCUCGCUCCCCACGCUUCAAGCAGCACAGCAACACGACAUGCCUCUCGCUCCCCACGCUUCAAGCAGCACAGCAACACGACAUGCCUCUCGCUCCCCACGCUUCAAGCAGCACAGCAACACGACAUGCCUCUCGCUCCCCACGCUUCAAGCAGCACAGCAACACGACAUGCCUCUCGCUCCCCACGCUUCAAGCAGCACAGCAACACGACAUGCCUCUCGCUCCCCACGCUUCAAGCAGCACAGCAACACGACAUGCCUCUCGCUCCCCACGCUUCAAGCAGCACAGCAACACGACAUGCCUCUCGCUCCCCACGCUUCAAGCAGCACAGCAACACGACAUGCCUCUCGCUCCCCACGCUUCAAGCAGCACAGCAACACGACAUGCCUCUCGCUCCCCACGCUUCAAGCAGCACAGCAACACGACAUGCCUCUCGCUCCCCACGCUUCAAGCAGCACAGCAACACGACAUGCCUCUCGCUCCCCACGCUUCAAGCAGCACAGCAACACGACAUGCCUCUCGCUCCCCACGCUUCAAGCAGCACAGCAACACGACAUGCCUCUCGCUCCCCACGCUUCAAGCAGCACAGCAACACGACAUGCCUCUCGCUCCCCACGCUUCAAGCAGCACAGCAACACGACAUGCCUCUCGCUCCCCACGCUUCAAGCAGCACAGCAACACGACAUGCCUCUCGCUCCCCACGCUUCAAGCAGCACAGCAACACGACAUGCCUCUCGCUCCCCACGCUUCAAGCAGCACAGCAACACGACAUGCCUCUCGCUCCCCACGCUUCAAGCAGCACAGCAACACGACAUGCCUCUCGCUCCCCACGCUUCAAGCAGCACAGCAACACGACAUGCCUCUCGCUCCCCACGCUUCAAGCAGCACAGCAACACGACAUGCCUCUCGCUCCCCACGCUUCAAGCAGCACAGCAACACGACAUGCCUCUCGCUCCCCACGCUUCAAGCAGCACAGCAACACGACAUGCCUCUCGCUCCCCACGCUUCAAGCAGCACAGCAACACGACAUGCCUCUCGCUCCCCACGCUUCAAGCAGCACAGCAACACGACAUGCCUCUCGCUCCCCACGCUUCAAGCAGCACAGCAACACGACAUGCCUCUCGCUCCCCACGCUUCAAGCAGCACAGCAACACGACAUGCCUCUCGCUCCCCACGCUUCAAGCAGCACAGCAACACGACAUGCCUCUCGCUCCCCACGCUUCAAGCAGCACAGCAACACGACAUGCCUCUCGCUCCCCACGCUUCAAGCAGCACAGCAACACGACAUGCCUCUCGCUCCCCACGCUUCAAGCAGCACAGCAACACGACAUGCCUCUCGCUCCCCACGCUUCAAGCAGCACAGCAACACGACAUGCCUCUCGCUCCCCACGCUUCAAGCAGCACAGCAACACGACAUGCCUCUCGCUCCCCACGCUUCAAGCAGCACAGCAACACGACAUGCCUCUCGCUCCCCACGCUUCAAGCAGCACAGCAACACGACAUGCCUCUCGCUCCCCACGCUUCAAGCAGCACAGCAACACGACAUGCCUCUCGCUCCCCACGCUUCAAGCAGCACAGCAACACGACAUGCCUCUCGCUCCCCACGCUUCAAGCAGCACAGCAACACGACAUGCCUCUCGCUCCCCACGCUUCAAGCAGCACAGCAACACGACAUGCCUCUCGCUCCCCACGCUUCAAGCAGCACAGCAACACGACAUGCCUCUCGCUCCCCACGCUUCAAGCAGCACAGCAACACGACAUGCCUCUCGCUCCCCACGCUUCAAGCAGCACAGCAACACGACAUGCCUCUCGCUCCCCACGCUUCAAGCAGCACAGCAACACGACAUGCCUCUCGCUCCCCACGCUUCAAGCAGCACAGCAACACGACAUGCCUCUCGCUCCCCACGCUUCAAGCAGCACAGCAACACGACAUGCCUCUCGCUCCCCACGCUUCAAGCAGCACAGCAACACGACAUGCCUCUCGCUCCCCACGCUUCAAGCAGCACAGCAACACGACAUGCCUCUCGCUCCCCACGCUUCAAGCAGCACAGCAACACGACAUGCCUCUCGCUCCCCACGCUUCAAGCAGCACAGCAACACGACAUGCCUCUCGCUCCCCACGCUUCAAGCAGCACAGCAACACGACAUGCCUCUCGCUCCCCACGCUUCAAGCAGCACAGCAACACGACAUGCCUCUCGCUCCCCACGCUUCAAGCAGCACAGCAACACGACAUGCCUCUCGCUCCCCACGCUUCAAGCAGCACAGCAACACGACAUGCCUCUCGCUCCCCACGCUUCAAGCAGCACAGCAACACGACAUGCCUCUCGCUCCCCACGCUUCAAGCAGCACAGCAACACGACAUGCCUCUCGCUCCCCACGCUUCAAGCAGCACAGCAACACGACAUGCCUCUCGCUCCCCACGCUUCAAGCAGCACAGCAACACGACAUGCCUCUCGCUCCCCACGCUUCAAGCAGCACAGCAACACGACAUGCCUCUCGCUCCCCACGCUUCAAGCAGCACAGCAACACGACAUGCCUCUCGCUCCCCACGCUUCAAGCAGCACAGCAACACGACAUGCCUCUCGCUCCCCACGCUUCAAGCAGCACAGCAACACGACAUGCCUCUCGCUCCCCACGCUUCAAGCAGCACAGCAACACGACAUGCCUCUCGCUCCCCACGCUUCAAGCAGCACAGCAACACGACAUGCCUCUCGCUCCCCACGCUUCAAGCAGCACAGCAACACGACAUGCCUCUCGCUCCCCACGCUUCAAGCAGCACAGCAACACGACAUGCCUCUCGCUCCCCACGCUUCAAGCAGCACAGCAACACGACAUGCCUCUCGCUCCCCACGCUUCAAGCAGCACAGCAACACGACAUGCCUCUCGCUCCCCACGCUUCAAGCAGCACAGCAACACGACAUGCCUCUCGCUCCCCACGCUUCAAGCAGCACAGCAACACGACAUGCCUCUCGCUCCCCACGCUUCAAGCAGCACAGCAACACGACAUGCCUCUCGCUCCCCACGCUUCAAGCAGCACAGCAACACGACAUGCCUCUCGCUCCCCACGCUUCAAGCAGCACAGCAACACGACAUGCCUCUCACUCCCCACGCGUUCCCGCGACUCGCUACCGCCGGGGCGAGGAAGCGCGAGCUGAGCGACGCAGGCGACUUCCAGCGACGGCACUGCGACUCGCCGCGGCGAAUGCAACAGUCGCACAGCCGUCAGCGAUCGCAUGCACGGUGUGAGGCCGCGGCGCCCGCGAAGAUAGAGAUCCGAGGGUUGACGCGGAGGGCGGCGAGCACGGGCGCGCUGAUUCUGGACGGCGUGGCGCUGCGCGUGGCGCGCGGGCAGCUGUUCGGGCUGAUAGGCCCCUCGGGCAGCGGCAAGUCCACGCUGCUGCGCGCCAUCAACCGCCUGUGGGAGCCGACACGUGGCACCGUGUGGGUGGACGGCUGUGACGUCACCACAAUGGACGUGCAGCAGCUGAGACGGCACGUGGGCAUGGUGUUCCAGAGCCCGCACCUCUUCCCCGGCACGGUGGCGGACAACAUGAGGUACGGGCCGGGGCUGCAGGGCGUGGCGGUGGGGGUGGAGGAGCAGCAGAGCCUGCUGCUGCGCGCGGGGCUUGACCCCUCCUCCGACUUCCUGCACCGCGCCGCCCACGAGCUGUCGGGCGGUGAGGCGCAGCGCGUGUCCAUCGCACGCGCGCUCGCCAACUCCCCCCAGGUGCUGCUGCUGGACGAGCCUACCAGCUCACUGGACCCCACGGCCACGCGCAAGGUGGAGGAGACGAUUGAGCGGCUGCGCAGGGAGGAAGGGCUGACGGUGGUGCUGGUGUCGCACAGCAUGCCGCAGAUCGAGCGCGUGGCGGACGUCACCGCACUGCUCAGCCAGGGCCGCGUGGUGGAGGUGGGGCCGCCGGGGGAGCUGCGGGAGAGUGACAAUCCCGAUGUGGCGAGCUUCUUCACUGGGGAGCUCAGCUGA